AUGGACGAGAACGCGAAGAUGCGCAAGGAGAUCGAGGAGCUCGAGGAGAAGUGCCGGGAGGAGCGGCGCACGGUGGCCCGCCUCGACACGGAGAUCGGGGAGAGGGAGCUCGAGAUCCAGGCGAAGCGCGAGGAGAUGGAGGCGGACGCGGAGCGGUCGGACCUCGAGCUCCGGGGCGACGGCGCGGUGCGCGCCGUCGACGCGAACCGGCUGGCCAUGGAGGCGCGGCUCCUCGAGAGCGCCGUGACGCAGCUGCGCUGGCAGAAGGAGCGGAGCGAGCAGCUGGAGGCGGAGAACGGCGAGCUCCGGGACGAGUUCGCGAGUUUGGACGCGGAGCGCGCGAAACGAGGCGCGGACCACGGCGAGCGCAUGCACGAGGCGAAGAAGGAGAUGCUCCAGCUGAGGCACCAGCUCGAGCUCGCCUUCAAGCGCGCCCUCAACGACAAGGCCCUCCUCCACUACGAGGCGGCCUUCUCGGCGCUCGACCCCCGGGAGAAGGAGUCGCUGCUCCAGAACGCGCAGCUCCGCGAGGAGCUGAGCCUCCAGCGCACGGGCCUGGACGCCGUCGGCCGGCGCGUCGCCGAGGAGCGCGUCGAGCUCGCGGAGCUCCUCGGCGACGUGCGGCGCCUCAAGGACGAGGAGUCCGCGCGCGCCGUCGCCGCCGCCAAGCUCCGGCACGCGCGCGACGCGGCCAAGUCGCUCGCGAAGCGCCUCGCCGCGUCCCUCGAGGCCCUCCAGGCCGCGCGGGAGGAGAGCGUGGCCCGGUCCCUGGACGUGCUGCCCGAGUUCUCCGAGGAGACGGUCCGGGGCUUCCGCGACAAGGAGGACGACGAGUCGACCGUCGCGUCCGCUCAGUCCGUCGCCGAGCUCCCGAAGCCGACGCGGUCGAGCGAGCGCUUAUCGCUGGCGGGCCUCGACAACGCGCCCCUCCCGGGCGGCUUCAAGCCGUCGCCGGGCGACGAGGCCGUCGCCAUCGCGCAGCGCGAGCGCCACCUCCGCGACGCGGAGGCGCUCUGCCGCAAGUGGGCGAAGCGGGCGGCGGCGCUGCGCACGGUCGCGCUCGACGUGCGCCGCGGCGGCCGGCGGCCGCCGACGGCGUCCGACGGCGCGCCGCGGCCGCCGUCGCAGAAGCUGUCGCGGGAAGAGGAGGCCGCCGUCGACUACGCGCGCAAGUCGCUCGACGCGCACGACGACACCUUCCCGGACGUGACCCUCGACUCGCGCCUCUUCAAGGCGACGAUCCGCGCCUGGGAGGACCAGGACGGCGAUUUGGCGCGCCUCGCGCCCGUCGACCCCGACUCGCCGUUCGACACGAUCGGCGCCAUCGCCGCGUCCGACGGCAAGCCCGCGGCGUCCCACGCGCGGGCCACGGGCGGCCGCGACGAGAAACGGCGCGCCGCGCCGGCGCCGUCCGCGGCGCCGCCGCGGCGCCGGUCGCCGAGCCGCCGGAGCCGCCGGUCGAAAUCCGACGCCGCGCUCCUCGGCGGCGGCGGCCCCGGCGGCGCGAAAGCGACCAAGUCGACGCCGACCCUGCCGCCCCUCUCCAAGCUUUUUACGGAUGAGUCGACGACGGCGCCCCAAAGGCGCGGCUCCCUCCGGCAGAGCUCGUCCGCGAACGCGCGGUCCCGCGAGGCCGCGCGCGUUCUCGCGAAGCCGCCCGCGCCGUUGCCGAAGAAGGCGGCCGCGACGCUCGCCGUCGCGCAGCUCAAGGCGCUCCGCGCGCUCGCGAAGAUCGAGCUCCAGCAGAGCCGGAGCGACGGCGCGCUCCGCGGGCGCCGGUCCAUGCCGGGAGUCCUCGGCUUCGGCGCAUUGCAAAUGACCACCUUCACACCGACCGAGCUCUUCGGCGGCGCCAUGUCCGCGCAGCUGCCGGCGAGUUGGCAGGACAUGAACGACCUCGGCCAUCCCGUGCCCGACAACCAGGAGGUCUGGUGCGAGCGCGCCGGCGGCGAAGGAGGAUCGCUCGUGAUCGAGAUCGUCGAGCGCGCGGACGUCGACGACGCCGCUGCGCCGGCGUACUUCUGGAACGACAUCGCGGACGCGUCCGGCGCGAGCGCGCGAGAGCUCGUCGCCGCGGGCCCCGCCGCCGCCGCCGCCAUGGACGGCGUCGCGUGCGUCGUCGCGCUCGGCCACAUGAAACUCGCCAAGACGGGCGUCGUCGGGCCGGACCACGGCGUCGACGUCGCCGUCGCCGCGUUCCGCUUCCCGGCCGAGGCGACGGACGUGCUCGCGACGUUUCACGCGCCCGCGCUCGGCGGCACGCGCCUCGCGCCGAAGCCCCUCGACGAGCUCCUCGCGACGCCGGCAUUGGCGCCGCUGCGGGACGUGCUCCGCACGCUCGUCGUCGACCGGGGACUCUUCUCCUAA
Messenger RNA from Aureococcus anophagefferens, 2367 nucleotides. RefSeq lists its product as hypothetical. Gene Ontology annotation, cellular component: nucleus. NCBI's taxonomy places the organism in Eukaryota, Pelagophyceae, Pelagomonadales, Pelagomonadaceae. Gene Ontology annotation, molecular function: guanyl-nucleotide exchange factor activity; small GTPase binding. The record is from RefSeq and is a predicted model, not a curated record. The coding region runs from base 1 to 2367 and encodes 788 amino acids. Gene Ontology annotation, biological process: protein import into nucleus. The transcript is spliced from 3 exons.